Messenger RNA from Brugia malayi, 594 nucleotides. RefSeq names its product Hsp20/alpha crystallin family protein. NCBI's taxonomy places the organism in Eukaryota, Metazoa, Nematoda, Chromadorea, Rhabditida, Onchocercidae. Gene Ontology annotation, biological process: response to heat; protein refolding; IRE1-mediated unfolded protein response. Gene Ontology annotation, molecular function: protein folding chaperone. Bases 1 to 594 code for a protein of 197 amino acids. The record is from RefSeq and is a predicted model, not a curated record. The transcript has 3 exons.
AUGAAUCCACCGGGACAGCACCGCGAUAUUCGGCCUUCCGGUCAUCGAUCAUGUUUCAAUGAUGCCGAUUUCAUGUCGUUUAAUGAAACAGUCAGACGAAUGUUUGAAAACCUGUUUCAUGGCUUAGAGCAACAUUACCGCCAAUUUGGAAUAGGCUGGGACGGUUCAACGACAAACGCGCCAUCAUAUCAAUGCAAUUUUGGCGGUUUACUUAGACAGGUUGCAAACGAUGCGGAAAAUUAUGUUAUUGAAAUGGAUGUGUCACAGUUUCAUCCGAGCGAAUUAAAAGUCAAUCUACGUCACGGUGAACUUUCAAUUGAAGGACAUCAAAAGCAGCAACGUGAUCAGCAUGGUUUCAUUGAACGACACUUCGUUCGUCGAUUCACGUUGCCUGAUGACGUCGAUAAAACCACUUUAACUUCUCACUUGAAAGAAAAUGGUAUUCUAGAAAUAAAAGCUCGGAAGAAGAAUGUUCCACCAGUAACUCCGACGCGAAAUAUUCCAAUUCAAACGUAUAAUGUUGAUCAACAGCACUCGAAAACUGCAAAACGUAGCAAUGCAAGCUCAAGUAGAACGGGAACCACUGAUCACUGA